Anopheles moucheti is the source of this 918-nucleotide messenger RNA. RefSeq lists its product as uncharacterized. Bases 1 to 741 code for a protein of 246 amino acids. The record is from RefSeq and is a predicted model, not a curated record. The transcript is spliced from 5 exons. Lineage: Eukaryota; Metazoa; Arthropoda; Insecta; Diptera; Culicidae.
AUGCAACAGCACACCAUGCUAAGGAUAGCAAUAUUUUGCUACAUUUUUUUCAUCUCAUACUGUGAGCCGGGCAACGCACCGGAUGCCUUCCCCGAACCGGUCUGCGGACAGAUUGCUCAGAUGCUCGACGAAUGCUUUCACAACUCAACACCCAACAUUGCCGUGGAGCUGCUGUACAGUGUGCAGAUUCCAGAAACCAUCGAGCAGAUCAACAGCCGCUGUCUUUUGUUCAAUCGGGGCAUGGAAUGCGUCCAGCGGUACCUAGACGUGUGCGUAGACGCCAAGGAGCGGUUCAUCAUUGACAAUGAGGUGUACGGUGCGAAGCGUUUGUACGAGUUCCUAUGCCGUGAUGCGGCCUUCCAGCAAGAAUUCCUCUGGCACAAAGGAUGCUUCCAGUUGGUGCAUCGAGAUAUAGACUCCUGUUCGAAAAGGUUCGUCUCCAUCCUGAAGGAGGAAAUUACCAAAACCACCAAGCAGUCCUUCAACCAGCAGUACAUGCACUUUUGCUGUGCUCGGUAUGCGUACGAGAACUGCGUGUACAACAGUGCCCGUUACAAGUGCAAACCGAGCUCGGCCAUAUUUCUACGCCGCAUCGCCAAGCUUAUGUCCACCGAGAAGCAUUUCCUCAACUGUGAUAAGAUCGAAAAUGAAGUUUGCUCUUCCGGCCGGACGGUUUCUGUUGUCGAAUGGUGGUCCGUAGCCAUCUUGAUGCUUUCCCUACCGCUCGUAGGGACCGUCUAGGAAGUGAUGCGAAAUGUUGAUCCAAUUCGGUCGGUGGUACGUGAAGCUGAACAGCCUAAUCCGAUUGCCGGCCCCUCCCCCAACAACACGGUGAUCAAUCGUCCAUUCAGUGUCGCUUCCGUUUCCGGGACGUUAGUUUACUUUGACGCCCAGUGAGGAUUUGCUAGUUGUUAAAUA